GCUUUUAUAAAAAUUGAAAUGAAAUUAUUACUUUUCUGAGUACUAAUUGCAGCUGGGUUAGGAUGAAAGUUAAGAAAUUAUGUAAAUACUGCUAAAUGAAUAUCAUCUUCUGAAGUAAUCACUCAGCUGUCAUUCUGUGGCUCUGAUGUUUCUGGAGAUAUAUGUGUACCCCUGGAGCAUCCUCUCUGGCCAGAAUGGACAAUAGAGAAAAUGGACUUUGAAGUUCACAAAUUCGUAGCCUUAGGUGCUGAAGGUCGAAUCAAAGAUGAGCUUAGCACGAGCCCGACUUUUACAGGCCUUCAAUUUACAAGCAAUUAUAAAUGAAUCAGAGAAUACAGAAAAUUUGCAUGAACAAUUAACUUCCCUCCAUGAGACAAACAAGAAGAUUCAACUCUUGACUUUGAUGAAUCAUACUGAUCUGGGUUUGCUAGUGAGUGAGGGAUUUCUGACCUAAAUUGAGCUCAGCUCCAAUAGCCCAAAACAUUCAAUAUCCACCAU
Molecule: messenger RNA, 498 nt
Organism: Moneuplotes crassus
Lineage: Eukaryota; Ciliophora; Spirotrichea; Euplotida; Euplotidae
Source: the annotation of a GenBank genome assembly